CAAGACCAUGCAACUCAUGCAACCCACGCAAUGUGCCCAUGGCCUGCGACCGUGCUCAGUUUGGCGAGGCGGGCCAGGGCCACCCUUUUGAGCUCCGCAAGCCCUUGGCCAAGCCCACCGCUCGCCGCUGUGCCACGUGCGGCGCGGAUGUGCUCGCGCAUGCGCGAGGAGAAGUUGAUGAUGCAUCUUUCAUGUCCAUUCUCAACGUCACCGACGACCAAACGCCCAGUGUGGUGAUUGCAGGAGAACUGGCGCUGGGCUCCUUCAACGCGGCGCUCCGACUGGCCCAGGAAGACCCCGCUGUUGUGGUGGUGAACUGCGCGGGGACGAAACUCCAUGACUUCCUCCCGCAGACCAGGACGGUCAUGGAAGGCUUUCGUGCCACCCAGCGACUGCUGGACCUGGAGUGGGAGGAGAAAAAGGACUCUGCAGGAAGCGCUGCAUCAUCCACUCCACCUUCUUUCUGGACAGUGCUGAGUGGGCGGAGCGCCAGUUGGACGGUGGGGUUGAGGAGGCUUCUGCCUUGGAGACACUCUUGGAUGCUUUGCGCUGGGCCAAAGAGCAGCAACAACAGGGCAAGAUGGUGAUGGUGAACUGCGCUCAGGGGCGCUCGCGCUCAGCCACCUUUGCCAUCGCAUUGGUCAUGGCCACACGGAAUCUGGAGGUGGAGGAGGCUUAUGCCCUGGUGAAGGAGGCCCGGCCCUUCAUCAGGCCCAACGACGGCUUCUUGAAGCAGCUCCACCGCUGGCAAGCCAAACUGAAAGGCCUCUUCCCUGCGGAGUGACCAACACCCUGGCGGUCGUAGCUGCGACGUGGCGCACGCGGCCGAAGCUGCGCGGCAACGGCGUGGCGACAUGGAGGCAUCCCAGAUGCACCUUGGAGCCUCUUCGCGCUGGACGGCUCCGGUGCCUCGCGCGGUCUCCAGUCCGGUCGUCUCCGCAAAUGAAGGGAGGAUGAGGAUCAGGGGCUGCGCGGCAGCGGCGGUGUCCGGCUAGAUGGCCCCGGGCGCUCGGCGAGCCCCCGGGGAGCCCGCUACACCGAAGCUGAGCUUGAGCUACGGUGGGGGGCGACCCCGUCGCGCCAGCGUCAGCUAACAUAUUGUGCCGGGUCAGCUUAUUUCUGAG
Durusdinium trenchii is the source of this 1124-nucleotide messenger RNA. NCBI's taxonomy places the organism in Eukaryota, Dinophyceae, Suessiales, Symbiodiniaceae. The record is from the annotation of a GenBank genome assembly.